Molecule: messenger RNA, 4507 nt
Organism: Rhineura floridana
Lineage: Eukaryota; Metazoa; Chordata; Lepidosauria; Squamata; Rhineuridae
Gene: CFAP263
Product: coiled-coil domain containing 113
Exons: 9
Coding region: 1609-2697 (362 amino acids)
Biological process (GO): cilium assembly
Cellular component (GO): axoneme; ciliary basal body
Source: RefSeq, a predicted model, not a curated record
CGAGUCGCGGGAGCUGGGCGAGGAGCUGCAGCAGGACCUGAGCCAGUUCACCUUGCCGCAGCUGCUCAGCUUGGUGGAGGAAGCCAGAACCCACAGGAAUGCUGGUAUCCAGCAUCAACCGGAAGUAUGUAAGAGUUGCUGUGUCAAAAAAGAAGCAGAUACAUUUUAACACAUUGCUAGUGUGCUCUUAUAAUGCAUUAUAAUGCAUUGGAAACAGGACUAAACAAGAAGUGGAACAUUUUUAGUAUAAAGGGUAAUGAGGUUUUAUCUGGAAACUACAGGACAUACAUCGAUUGCAACCAAAGCAGUAUAACUCCCAAAACAUUUGUAGGUGCAAAUGGUAUUGGAACUGCAAUUGUGUAUAUUUGCCCCACAAGCAUCAUGAGCACAAAUCGUAAUGAAUGCACAAUAAAAAGGAUGUCUGGAGGAGCCCAUGGUCAAAGAUGGAGGAAGGUGUGGUCCAGCCCUGAUCUAUAGCCUGGCACAGAUGGUUAUGUACUGCUAGCUUGUCUUUUCCCCCUCCUCAAAAAAGCAAGAGGUCCUGGCUUCCAAGGGAUACACAUAAUCUUGUAUUGCUUGAUUAGUAUGUACUUUAGACUAAAGUUGUAGUACUGUAUGUAGUUCCUGUCUGCAAAACAUAGCUGGAAUCAUGCUGUCAGUCCCAUUAUGGCCAUCAGCCUUUUUAAUGGGUUUUACUACCUGGAUCCACAUAACAGCCAAGACAUGACAAGUAUCUUUUCUUGGCACAGGAGGCCUGUGCUAUAAAAGGGUAUGCUCCCCAUCCCAGUGUCUGCCCCAAACCUGUCAGGAAAAAUCUCAACAAACUAUACUUAUUCCAGAAAAGAAUAAUAAACACAACAAAGAGUACAAGGAAAAGUUCCAUGUUAUGUAGUGUGUUGGCCCUUGGUGGCCACAACCAUCCUAUCUGACUAAUACCCGUAAUAAAUUAAAUGGUACACACAUACUUUUCUCAUAUAUACCAAACUGUUGAGAAUUUAAAGCACAAAAAAUUACAUGAGAACAUUUUUUACUUAAUUUCAUUGUAACUGUUAACUGAUAUAUCAAACAUGAACAGAUAUUGAUAAACAGGAAAGCCAGGGCCACCUCAUCAAUUAACAGCGUGACAGAAAGAGAAGAAGUGAAUGGUACUUCUUUUGCCUCAGGCACUGGAAGGAAGAAAUGUGAAGUCCCAAUACUAGAUCCCAGGUUCAUGACCGAGAAACAGUGGCCUAGACAAUAGAAGAUUAAAGUGAAACGUGAUAGUAAUCUUUAAUAAAUAUUACCACAAAGAAGAUGGAAAUGGAUGUUCUCCAUAGAUGGAAGUCAUGGCAGUUCCAGGAAGGUAAAUUGAGUUGGUAUUGGUAAAAAUAAAUAAAUAAAAUUUAUGUGGGAAGUUUUAAACAAUAACCUCUAAAACACAUCUCAGACUGUUCAAUUAUCAUUGAAUUUGUAGCUGCGUUACUAACCCAAAUGGGGUUCUAAAAGUGGUUUAUAAGUAAUGUGCCCUCUCUCUAAAGAGCAGGUUACCUUAGAUUUCACCUUGAAUUCAUCUUCCUUGGAUUUUUUACAAUAGAGGCUGCUGGCAUCCCUUUCAGUUUGUGACAUCACAUGAAUCACAUAAACUACUAUGUUUACUCACCACAUCUUUCAUCUAUCUUCAGCCAUGACAAUGCCAUGCUCAAACUCGAGACAGCAAUGUUUGAGAAAUUUUUCAAUCGGAUUGAGCCAAGGGAUGUGGUGCCAGAAAAACUUGGCUCUUCGCUGGACCUGGGGCAAGUGCAAUAUACACGAGGCAGACGCAAGUCUAAAACCCGGAUAACAACAGACCGUUUGGUGUGUCUGACAGUGGAGCAGAAAUGUGACCUAGCACAACGAGAGCUAGAGGAGACAAAGGAAGACAUUCAGCGGAUAAAAGAAAACUCAGAAAGGAUCUUGCAGAACUACAUGGCUGUCCUGGAGGAAGCAGACAUUCGCAUGACUGACAUUAAGAAAGCCAUGCAGGACUUUGAUAAAGACAUAAUCAAAACCAUAACCAAGAAGAAAGGGAGUGUCAUAGCUUCUGAUAAGGUGCUGAGAUACAUGGAAGACAAGAUACGCUCCAGAGAUGUACUGAAAGAGAAAAUACGUUUGAAAAAUGAUUCCCUGAAAGUCCAGAAGAAGAAGAUGCAACUACAGCUCAAGCAGAAGGAGGAACUAGGGGAGGCACUUCAUGAGGUCGAUUUCCAGCAGCUGAAGAUUGAGAAUGCUCAGUUCCUAGAGAAGAUUGAUGAGCGAAACCAGGACCUGCUGCAACUGAAGCUGACUGUCGGCAACACCCUCCAAGUCCUUAACUUCUACAAAAAGAAACUGCAAAGCGCAACAGCCAUGGCCACCCACCUGGUGAAAGAUAUUGCCCAGAGAAAGGAGUCGCUUGAAAAAAUUGAACGUGAGGCCAUCCUCGUUGAGGAGGAACGGGACAUGACUGAGGUCCUGAAUAAAAAGCUACGGAGACAGCUGGCAGAGUACAAAGUGCCCCCUGUCCUCAACUAUGUCCAUGAGAAGAUGGCAGUCCAUGAACUAGAAAACACCAUCAAGGUCUGGGAGAGGAAGGUGGAAAUUGCAGAGAUGGCCUUGCAGAGCUACCGCAGUGUUUGGCACAAGGCAAAGCUGGCUAGUCAUCAGCUGCAGGCUCUUCUCCCAGAGCAAGGGACCCGCUAAGCAAGUUGGACGGAUAAAGAGGGUUUGUGAGGACCCAGCAGCCUGGCCUUUGAAGGGAGCGAGGGCCUCUGUAGGGAAGCUCCUGCUCCUCAGUCUCAUUUGGCUCUCUACCAGACCAGGCCUCUGCAGCUGUUGUCUUUCCCUUUCCUUUUUUGUUCCCAAGUGAAGAGUUACUUUAUAGUUAUACUAUCCGGCUAUAUUUACCGCUUUGGAGUCAUUUCAUCAGGGGAGGCACAUAAGGAGGCUUUGAAGUUUAAUUGCCCCAAAGAGACUUCUAGGGUAAAGUGACAGACAAGUAAUAAGAGCAUUAAUCAUUUCUCAGCUGUACAAAAAGGCCCUGUGCAUUUCUGAGCUGUCCAAGGAAUACCUGCAACGUAGCCUGUCAUCAUCCAGCAGGCCAGAAAGCAGAGCAGGAGGCUUCUAGGCAGGACUCCUCUGAGUCCUUGAAACUGCCCUAAUUUUGCUGUAGAAACGGGGAGAAGCUCCCCGCCAUAGUAGUCAUAGUAGACAGGAGCCGGCUUCUUGGCCCGUGACUCAGCUGGCCAUUCUGGGAGUUCCUGGCUGCUUUCCUUGGGCUGCUGUGUAUGAUUAGGGCCAGGGUGGUCUUCAGAAGGGCCUGAGAAGUUAAGUGCUGUCUCCUCCCCAAAGAAUUCAAACCUCCCUUGGCGCUCCUCGAUUGGAGUCCUGAAGGCAAAGUGUCUCGCACCAGGAAUGGGAGAGGCUGGAGCUCCCCAUUUUGCUGUUGUGGUCACGAUCCAGUCACCGUAAGAAGAUACUCUGGUGUAGAGAAAAGGCCCGUAGCACCUUGUACCCCCUUCGGUCAGCACUCCCUUUAGCACCCACUGUCUCGUUUCCUCUGCCUGACACAUGACUGGGUUGCCUGGGUAUCCCUUUGAAAGAGAAAAAAACAGUUCUAUUUUCUCUUUAUUUCAAAUACUUCUGCCCCAUCUCUCCAUGUGCAGUUCAAGUCGGCUAACACAGAAAUCAUAAAAUUCCAGAAAAGCCAAGACCUCCCAAAAGGAGUACAAAGCCAUCAUGUUAGGGAGGAGGAGUUUGUGUGCCUUUAGUGUCCAAUGAAAAGGUUCCAUCAGGAGCAGAAGCUGCUGAUUUGUUCUCUGUCACAAACCCCUCCAGAUGUGGACAGAGCAAGCAAAAUGGUGGCCAUAAUUACUCAGUUCCACAAACAGGGAUUGCCAGGAGCAGAUGGGUAUACAUUAGCGUUAGAGACAAGGCACCGCAAGCUGGCCACCUUAGGGUGUGAAAUGCUGACUUCCAGCAUAUGCCUGGAGAUUCAGAUGAUGAUUACAUUUAUAUCCCACCUUUUCUCCAAGGAGCUCAAAGUGGCAUAUAUGGUUUUCCUCCUCCCCAUUUCAUUUUCAAAAUAACCCUGUGAAGGGAGGCUAGGUAUACAGCAACUGGCCCAGGAUCACCCAGGAGCUUCACAGCUGAGCAGAGAUGUAAACCUGAAAUGUAUUUAGUAUUUACAGAUGGCCCUUAGAUAAGCUGGAUAAUUAAAUCCAGACUCAUCAUACUGUGCCCUGUUUUUAGCCAUCAGAAUCAUGUGAACGUAAGUUCCAAGGCAUAUCUGAAGAUACAGUUCUGUGCUCACCUAUAGGCUAUGGUUCAUCUGCCAGUUACCUGCCAGUUUUUAACUGGUCUUUUUGUUCAUUAACAUUGAGGAGCAUUUCUGGUAUUCUUUACCAGCUCAAAAGGUAUGCAAAUGCCACUUAGGAAUAGGUAGAUUUGCUCCUUUAUAAAAAGUUAUUUAAUAGAGUUAUAUCUUGCCUUUUAGAAAACAAUUAUUACAAGA